AUACCUUGGGACACCUGAUUCGGAGAUCUUAGCGCUGGCCAGGGGGCCAUCUUCUUUUUGUUUUUCUAGCAGGAAUGACCUUUUUGCUCAGUGGGACCCGUUUGGAAUGCAGUGAUGGAGUCACUAUUCGACAGAGAUUUGGAUGUCAUUUACGAAGACCCUAAGCCUCUAGAUCACUACAUACGGGAGGGGCUAAUACAAUUGCACCAAGAAAAACGUCUCUGUGACACAACCAUUGUGGCGGGGGGUGAGCAAUUUCCUUGUCACAGGAUGCUGCUCGCAGCCAUCAACCCGUACUUCCGAGCCAUGUUCUCCAACGUCUUUCGCGAGUCCCAGGAUGGCGAGGUUCUGCUGCAAGACAUGGACCCAUCCAUUGUCCAAGCCCUGUUGCAAUAUUUCUACACAGAGGAAAUCUCUGUCGUUCCAGAGAUGGCCCAAGACCUGUUUGUGGCAGCCAGCCGGCUCCAGAUCAUCACUCUGCUAGAGAGCUGCUCCAGAUACCUCCUCGAUCAUCUUUCCCUGGACAACUGCCUCAGGCUCUACGAACUGGGCUACGCACACAGUGACCCGGCCCUGUUCCAGGAAGCCAAGAGUCUGGUCAACCUGCACUUCAAGCGCCUCUCCCAGGAGGACCAGAGCUUCCUCGACCUGAACCCCAGCACCCUGGCCAGCAUUAUCUCCUUGGACAGCCUGGCCGUCUCCUCGGAGCUGGUGGUCUACCGUGCCGUGUGGCGCUGGGUGAUGGCGCAGAGCACCAUCCGGUUCCCCUUCCUCGGGCAGCUGCUCUCCUGCGUGCGCCUCCCGCUGCUGACCCAGGAGGAGCUGAGGCAAGUCCAGUGCGAGAUGACCCGCUGCAAGGACCUGCGCCUGCGCUGGAGGCGCCUCAACCGCCAGCAGAGGCUGCAGGAGAGCGGCGGGCUGAGGCGGGGCAUGUACACGCCCUGUAUCGUGUGCGUGGACCUCUUCAACAUGGAGGGCCCGGAGCUGAAGACGAAGGACUUCCAGGUGGGCUGUUACGACCCCCAAACCGAAACGUGGGAGAAGCUGCCGCUGCUGAAGUGCCUGUACUGUGCGCGCUGCGUGGCCGUGGGGGACAAGCUGUACGUCGCAGGGGGCGUGCACACGGACGACACGUACUCGGAGACGCUGCACGAGUACAGCCCCUUGCGGGGCCGCUGGACCCAGCUGCCCUCCAUGUCUGUGGCCCGGGCCUCCCACGGCCUCUUGGCCUGCCACCAGAAGCUCUUUGCCGUGGGAGGCUGGUGCAAGUACGAGCACUACCUGGACACGGCGGAGAGCUUUGACCUGGCCGAGCGGUUCUGGGCUCCGGUGGCCCCGAUGCCCCUUGCCCUCAGCCACUUUGCCUCUGCGGUGCUGAAGAACAAGCUGUACCUGGUCGGGGGCGUCACGGACUCGGUGGGAUCCUGGUACGCCUCCCGCAAGGUCCUGAUCUAUGACGUCAGCUCCGACCUGUGGAGCCAGGUGUUCCUAGACAACGAGAUCUACUGGUCCGGGGCCGUGGCGAUGAACAACGGGAUCUAUGUGAUCGGAGGCUACUUCCGGAGCCGAACGAGGCACCACAAUGAGCGGUGGCCCGACUCGGGCAAUAUGCACUGCACCCGGAAGUGCUUUUUCCUGGGGGAGGACGGCAAGAUGGAUAAGAGCGUCUCGGUGCCCAAGCUGCCAAUCGAGCUGGCCGGAGCCGCCGUGGUGCGCUGGAAGCACCGGAUCUACGUGCUGGGUGGAGAAAAUACCUAUUUGUAUAAUAACCUGGAAGGAGAGAAUGAAGAAGAGUAUUACAACACCGUUUACUACUGGGAGCCAGGGGCCACGAAGUGGAUCCGGUGCCAGGAAAGGCUGCCAUUCACCAACUGGGGGCUCAGCGGCUUUGGCUGCACCACCAUGAAGAUCCCCAAGAAGCCCGUCCUGGAGCUUUUCCGAAAGACGUCGGUUGCCCUGACGGCGAUAGAGGUGGUGAGCCCCUAG
This is a messenger RNA of Varanus komodoensis (Komodo dragon), 1986 nucleotides long. RefSeq names its product kelch-like protein 40a. The coding region runs from base 115 to 1986 and encodes 623 amino acids. NCBI's taxonomy places the organism in Eukaryota, Metazoa, Chordata, Lepidosauria, Squamata, Varanidae. The transcript is spliced from 4 exons. The record is from RefSeq and is a predicted model, not a curated record. Gene Ontology annotation, molecular function: protein binding.